Protopterus annectens (West African lungfish) is the source of this 4985-nucleotide messenger RNA. RefSeq names its product coiled-coil-helix-coiled-coil-helix domain containing 4 (gene CHCHD4). Bases 141 to 551 code for a protein of 136 amino acids. The record is from RefSeq and is a predicted model, not a curated record. The transcript is spliced from 3 exons. Gene Ontology annotation, cellular component: mitochondrial intermembrane space. Gene Ontology annotation, biological process: protein import into mitochondrial intermembrane space. NCBI's taxonomy places the organism in Eukaryota, Metazoa, Chordata, Ceratodontiformes, Protopteridae. Gene Ontology annotation, molecular function: protein-disulfide reductase activity.
ACAGCGUGUACAUGGUACCGAGGUGAAGUUGGUUACAGGUUGAAGGAGACUGGUAAUAGUGGAGUUUUUAAUUGCGGGUUUGGUAGUAAGAGUGCCGAUCCUGCGUGGCUGGUCUUGAAAGCUGAGAUUGCUUCAUAACCAUGUCCUACUGUCGGCAAGAAGGGAAAGACAAAAUUAUUUUUGUGACCAAAGAAGACCACGAAACACCAAGCAGUGCAGAACUUAUAGCAGAUGACCCUAAUGAUCCUUAUGAAGACCAAGGAUUAAUACUGCCUAAUGGGGACAUUAACUGGAACUGCCCCUGCCUUGGUGGGAUGGCUAGUGGCCCUUGUGGGGAACAGUUCAAAGCUGCUUUUUCUUGUUUCCACUACAGCACAGAGGAGGUAAAAGGCUCUGAUUGUUUAGAGCAGUUCCGGGCCAUGCAGGAAUGCAUGCAGAGGUACCCAGAGCUGUAUCCCCAAGAGGAUGAAGAUGAAAAUAACAAGCAGGAUGAAGUUGCAACAGUGACCACCACAGACACCAGUACAGCCAAAGAGGAGGAGUCUAGCUAAUACAAAUAAAUGGAGACACUUGUCUCCAAAGGUUAUGGAAAAACAAUGACACAAAUAGAAGGCGAAGUGUUUGUAUCAAAUUUUCAAGAGAAUGGUUUCUGAAGCUGUAUGUUUAAAGUGAGCAUCAUGGGAAAUUUAUACUCUCUAAGACAAGGAAGGUGACAGAUACCGCCCAAAUAUGUCACGGUAAUGGUAAUUUUACGAAGUAAGGACUUGUUUACCCUUUCCUUGUAUUGAAAUCUAGUAAAAAUUUAUUUUUUGGAACUCUGUGGACAGAAAAGCAGCCAUUACGAUUGUGGCAUGACCAUGUGAACUGAUUGCGUUUUCUGUGAAUAGAUGCUAGCUCAAAUAGCUUUCUAGGAUGAUCCUUUCGGAAUAUCUUUCACUGUGAAGGGGUUUAUAAUUUAUACUGGUUGGCAUGACUUGACCUCCUGUGGUUAAAGUUUUCAUUAAUGGUCAUUCAUCCUAGACAUGCACACACCUUUUGUCUUUUGUUUCCUUCUCAAAAAUCAUAUAUUCUAGGGGGAAAAAAUGUCUCGAGUGUUUAUUUCUUGACCAAAGAAAUUUGUUUUGCAAUGAGUGUUCAUUUAACCAGAGACCAAGUGAAAGGAGCAAAUGAGUUUUAAGAAAGGCCUAGGUUUUUGCAUAUGAAUUUAGAAACUUUUUCCCAGCAGUUUUAUUUGCUCUAGAAUUUUUCAAGUAUUUUAAUCUAGUCUGGUCAUUUAGGAUGAGAAGCUGUUUGUUUGUGGCUAGUCCUUUGUUCUCCUUCCCCAUGUGGGAAAUAACACUUUUGAAUGUCAUCAAAGGAGCACAAGAUGUAGUGUUUGGAGGAUUUCUCUCGGCUCAAAUUAAUUGGGUAUUGUUUUUAAACCCUUUUGGUGUCUGGGGGUGAGUCCUGCUUGAGAAUAGUCCGGUGGUAAGUUUUACUCUUCUAGAAAUCUUCAGCAGUGCCCAGCAAAGCCAUUCAUCACCAUUUAAACUUGCUGUGUGUUAACAUGGUUUGGUGAUCACAUUUUAUAAUUUCAUCUUGAGAUUUAUGAUGGUGUCUGUACUGAAGUACAGCAUUGAAUCUCUUUUCCAGUGUUCUAGUCUCACCCCCAUCCUCAGCAAGCUUGCUACUUGCAUAUACUUUGAGAUUGCUUAUCUCAAGGUAAGGAGAAAUUCCCAGAAUAUCUUAGUCUCUGAAUCGCACAUUUAGUAUUGAUCAGUAUCAUGUCCAUUUUAAGCCUAGCACCAGUAAGUUUAACUUUAUCAUUUUUUUAUUAAACAGAACUUUUUAAAAUGGCCCAUCCAUAUAAUAUGGACCUUAAAAUGUCAUAGUUUGUGUUUCUGUUCAGUGGAGCAAGUUUGUGCUUCACAGUACACUUGAUAGGGCAGUAGGCCAUUGUGAACAGACUUGUGCAAGUGUCUAUGAUGAUUACAGUCUGACAGAUUUCAUAUGUGGGGUGGAGUUGAUUCUACAUUCUUUCUGCUGUUCAGUAGUACAAAGGAUACCAUUUAGACUAUAGCCUUAUUGUGGCCCCUUUUUCCUAUCGAUGAUUCUGUUUUAAUUUACUUUGGCCUAGAAAUAUAUAAAUUGUGUCAAUUUGCUUCACCAAUAUAUCACUUUAUCUCUCCCAUUUUCAUUUCUCCUUUUCCAGUAGGUGAUUCUGUUUUAGUUUAGUCUUAACAUAGAAAGCUUUAAUUUGUUUCACUUCCAGUAUUUUGAAGUAUUUUAAGUGAUACGGAUUGCCAUUUGAAAAAUGAGAAAUUCUAUAUAUUAUAUAGACAGAGUCAGACUUUCAAAUUGAAACUGAUUCUUGUCAACACCUCCCACUCUAAUUGCAUAACCACUUUUAGAAUUUUAGUUUAAGGAUGGUUCUUGCCAAAACUUUUAUCUGAAAUAUCCCAUUUUCCAUUUAAAGAUCUGAGUUUUGUAUGAAUAAAACUGACAUUAAUGUCCAGUUGAAACUUUCACGGUGGAUUGCUUUCCUUGGUGCUAUUGACAUCAGCAAGUUUUUUUGUCCUGGAAUUUAGGCAUUUUAGAGUGUAGAACCUUGUGUCGUGUUGUAAUAGUGCACAGUGACAUCUAAGGAAGGUAUAGAUCUGUCAAGGCUGUGUUGUAAAUCCCUCACAAAGUUCCAUGGGUGUUAAAUAUUCCCAUGUCAAUACCAUUGUGCAAUUGGCCAUGCUCCCUCUUCAUUUUCUCUGCGUUGUGGUAUAAAGCAACUAAGGUCUUUGGCUCUAGUAAGAAACACCUCCUGAAAGUCGAUUGUUAUUGUGUGUCUCUUUCUGUUGAAUUGCUUUGUUAUCAAUUUUAAAAUAUUUCUAAUUCACAAGGGUGGAAACCUAAACUCUGUGACUACCAGCCUGUUUGUGCUGCAAACAGGAUGGUAAUGUGCACGUUUCCUUCUGAGUUCUGCUGAUUAGAUUCCAUUGGGGCCUAACCUGCAAUUGGAUAUUCCUAAAUACAGUAAGUUACAGCAUAUUCUGGUAAGAAAUUGCUUUUUAGGCCAACAGUACUGUACUGCCUCUUGUUCUGAAAGAAUGUGUGGCCCCAUAGUAUGUACCUAUGAUUUAUCCUGCUGUACCGUACACACAGGGAAGUGGCUUGACUUUAUAAUAUCUGUCCAGCUGUAGUGAGCUGUAUUCUUAGAUCAGACUGCAAUGAAGCACAGCCAUCCUCUAACCUUCAGUCAAAAAACAGAGGUAGUCCAAAGGGAUUGAGCGAAGUCUGAUAUCCCACCUGUGACCCAGAGUGUGACAGGACUAACAGAGUAUAAAGGAUUAGUUCAGAUAAAAUCACUUUAGCUAUCAAAUCUAUGAGACUCAAGUCUCCCUGAUACCCUCCAUGUGGGAAUAAUGACACCUUGGUGAAGUUUCCAGUAGUUUAUUCAUUUACAUAGGUAGAUGGAUGAGUGUUAGAACACACAUGCUUUUAUUCUAUCAACUUUCUAAGUUUAGAAGCACAAUAUUUAAAAUGUGUCCCUAUUUUUGGGCCAUUGUCCCUACGUUAUUUUAAGCUUUCUACAGAUUUAUUGUGCUAAGAGGUUCAGAUGUAUGUUUGUACAUUUUCACUUUGUUGGUAACUAAAGAACCCAUUGUGUUAGGUUGGCUUAAUGGUUACGGAGUUUACCUUACAGACACAAGGUGCAGGGUUUAGGCUUAAAAUGGCUCACAAGAGCACUUAGCCUAGUACUAAUCUAUGAACCUAUUUGUUAGACUUUUUAUUACUAAAAUGUACUGCUGCAUUGGUUGCAGUACCUUCUAGUUUUAAGUAUUUGUAAUAUCACUUGACCUUUAAACUUCUCAGUUGUGCUAGCUAUAAAAAAAAAAAAAAGAAUCUUGAGUCACAAUCUAGAAAGCAGCUAUUUCCCAAAUGUGCAACUCUUUCCAAACAAAUUUUGAUUCUUUGUUUUUACCAUACGUCAUUUGAAAUUACAUUGUGUAAUGUAUUCAUAUUGUUGUGGCUUUAAAGUUAGCUGCGAGUGUAUGGCAUUUCAAAAGCUAUGAAAGUCCACAAAGUUUUAGGUUUGCAUAGAGAGCUAGUUGUAGCGAUCCCAAUGACCAGAGAUUUGAAUAUCACUUAUAUUUUCAGGAGACCACCAUCCUUUGAGCUGUUGUAUUACUGGCAUCAAAUGAAACGAUAAAGCUUUUUGACACAACAAAGACUGACAUUUAGUAGCAUUUUUGAUUUCAUGGUCUUUAAAGUGAAAUGUUGUUCCUCAUUUACAAUAUCGUUGAGCUAUCAUGUGUAAAGAGAUUUUGCAUAACAGCACUCCAGUACUUCUCUGUAAGUAGAAUGUGUCUCAAUAUCGUUGAGCUAUCAUGUGUUAAGAGAUUUUGCAUACCAGCACUCCAGUACUUCUCUGUAAGUAGAAUGUGUCUUUAUGUGCAGCUUUUUUAACUGUAUUGAUUAGUAGGUUGUGCCGUUUGAUCUGAAGCAGCCAUCAGCAAUGUGCAGACGUUUGUCCACUGCCUGAAGUUUUACUGUUUGAAAUGUAAUGAUGUGAAUGAACUGCUAGCAAUUUUGAUGAAAAAUAAUAGAAUUGGGUCUUGCAUACUGUUUUUAUUGGAUGCAGUUUGACUGUGUUGUCCAUGUUACAUGGUCAUAGCUAAUGUUUUUUUUUUGGGGGGGGGGGGUUUGUAAUGCUUGUGAGCUGUGUAAAAACUCUUCUCUUGAAAAUUUCGAUUUUUCCUGAAGCACUGAGAAAUUUAUUUUAUAUACAGUUAUCAAGUUUCUGAGAAAAAAAAAUGUUAUUUCAUUUUAUCACUUCCACUGUUACCUAUAUUUUGUGCCGAAUCUUGUAAAGCCGCCUUCUGUGGACCACUUGAGUACAGUCUGCAUUUAACUCCCCAAAAAAAUAAUACAGUUGAUGCCAUCAGGAGUAGCAGCAUUUAUGGGAGUGAAGAUAACUGGGCUGCAGGACUAAUUAAAGCAUUUCUUUUUCUUCA